UAUAUUUGGGGUGCACAAAUUCUUUUGUCGAGGCUAGGCAUAAACUCCGGUAGAAAACAAAACAAACAAAUACUUGUUGGAGAGGGUGUUGCUAGUUGCAAACUUGCAACAGCUCAAUUAGAUCUGUUCAUGCAUUCUAGUUCAUCGGUCACGUCUCCCGACAAUUUAAGACAAGAGGAACCACACCCAAACCGUAGCUAGCUAGCUCAUGAACACCAUAUAUAGCAAGCUAGCUCAACGGCGGAGGCCUGUCUGGCCGGCCGGCGACCGAAGAGACCAUCUCGGAUAUGGCGGAGGACGACGAGGCCAAGUGCUCCGCCGACGUGGCCGAGGGGUCCUACUUCAUGGCCGGCGUGCUGGCCAUCCUCGGCCUCAUGGCCUCCGUCCUCGUCCUCUCUGGCCUCUUCCAUUCCGUGCUUCGUCGCGUGGGCCAGCCAAGCAUCAUCUCGCACAUCCUGGCCGGCGUGGUGGUCGGCCCGACGGUGCUCGGUCGCAUGGUCGACCUCCGGCAGCUGGGUAUGAAGGACGCCGGCCGGGCGCUGGGCGACGCCAUCUACUACCUCCGCGUCGUCUUCAUGUUCUUCAUCGGGCUGGAGAUGGACCUGCGCUACCUCCGACGACACUUGCGUGCCUCCAUCAUCGUUGCCUUCGGCGGCUCCGCGCUCUGCCUCGUCCUGGCCACCAUCUCUGGCCCCUUCUUCUACGGCCUUCUCCACCCAGGGCAGCGCACCUUCCAGCCCGAAAGCCUCUACGCCUCCACCGCCCUCUUCAUGCUCGUCCUCACCAGCACCGCCUCGCCCGUCCUCAUCCGCAUCGUCACGGAGCUCAAGAUCACCGGCUCGGAGACCGGCCAGCUCGCCAUCGGCACCGCCUUCGCCAACGACAUCGCCAGCCUCGCCGCUAUUAGCAUGAUGGUGGUCAGCCCAACCACCUACGACAAGGACGGCAAGCCCUUGCCACCGCCCAACCGGCUAGUCGCGCUGCCGGUGGUGAAGGUGAUCAUGUUCCUGUGGAUGGCGCUCAACGUGUGGGUCUCCGUGCGCAUUAUGGUAUGGAUGACCAGGCUUGUCAACAAGACCAAGCAAGGGAAGCAGUACAUCAGCAAGUACGAGCUGUUCGCCAUGCUCGUGCUCAUCGUCGGCCUCUCGCAGCACGUCCAGCUAUUCGGCUACAGUGCCUCCAUGACCGCCUUCAUCAUCGGCCUCACCACGCCGCGGGAAGGCCCCACGGCGCGCACGCUUAUCGACCGCCUCGCCUACCCCGUGCACAGCAUCAUCAUGCCCCUCUGCUUCAGUACCAUCGGCGCGAGGCUCGACUUUGCCAAGAUCAACUGCUUCACCCCCACCCAGUUCCUCUUCGUCGUCACCUACACCACGCUGCUCAGCACGAUCGGGAGGGUGGUCGGCACGGUUGUAGCCGGGCGGAUGAUCGGCAUCCCGGCGAGGGAGACGCUCGUGCUCGGCUUCCUGCUCAAUGUCAAGGGCUACGCCGACAUCCUCGCCAUCAACCUGGGUGACUCGACCGGGAUCUGGAACGGCGCGGCGCAGGGCGUGCUUCUCCUGUCCUCCAUCAUCACCACCUUCAUGGCCGGCCCAGCGUCGGCCGCCAUCGUCCGCCAGCAGCGCCGCGCAUUCCAGUACCGCUCCCACUGCCUCCAGCACCUCAAGCUUGACCAGGAGCUCCGCGUUCUCGUCUGCGUCCACGGCGCCGGGAGCGUCCACUCCAUGCUCACCCUCGCCGAGCUUUCCAAGGGCGCCACGCCUGUCGCCAUAUACCUCCUCCACCUCAUCGAGCUAAUGAGCUCGCGCAAGUACGCCAUCACGCACUUCUACCACACCGGCGACGGAGCUGACGAAGAGGACGAUGACAGUGGCCGAUGGGGCUACGCGCCGGUGAUCGACCAGGUGGUGGCCGCCGUCAACGGCUUCACGAACGGCACCUUCAUUCCAGUCCGGCAGAUGACGGCCAUCUCCAGCCUCGAGACCAUGGACGCCGACGUAUGCAACGGCGCGGAGGACGCACGCGCGUCGCUCGUCGUCGUGCCAUUCCACAAGGAGCAGCGCUACGACGGGCGCAUGGUGUGCCGCCACGACAACCGCCGAGAGCUCAACCAACGGAUCCUGCAGAGAGCGCCAUGCACCGUCGGGGUCCUCGUCGAGCGCCGCCUCGGUACCAUUGCGGAGAGGCAGUCCACGGCCACAGAGGGCGGUCCCAGCAGGUCGGCAGCUGAUGACCCCGCAGGCGAAACGCACAACGUGGUGGCUGUGUUUCUCGGUGGGCCGGACGACAGGGAGGCGGUGGCGUACGCGACUCGGCUGGCGGCUCAUCCGUCGGUGAGCGUGAUGGUGACGAGGUUCCUUCCAGCGGGAGCGAGCUUGCACAGCAGCACGGAGGUGCCGUCGACGACGCUGAUGUCUCCCAGGCGAGGUGGUGAUGAUCACCUAGUGGCCGUGGUGGUGGGCGAGAAGGAAGAGGAGGCCAUGGCGGACGAGGAGUUCAUGGCGGACUUCUACGCGAGGUUCGUGGCACCGGGGCAUGUGUCUUACACGGAGAGGUACGUGAGCAACGGGCCGGAGUUGGUGGAGUCUCUGUGCUCCAUGGCCGGGAUGUACUCGCUGUUCGUCGUGGGCAAGGGUGCUGACGGUGGCAGCGCGGCCGUCACCCAGAUGACGAGCGGCAUGGGAGGCUUGUACGAGGAGUGCCCGGAGCUAGGACACGUGGGGGACCUCCUGUCCUCGGACGACUUGUCCGGCUGCUGCGCCUCGGUGCUAGUGCUUCGGCAGCACAACGUGCGCCACAGGAUGAAACAAGAUCCCAAUGGUGUCGACCAUGGCCUCAGAUGAGAAUGCCAACAAUACUGUAAAGUUAGUCUUAUAACAUAGAUAGUCUUACUCCCUCCAUAAUAUACUUGUAUCUAGAUAAAGUUGAGACACAUAUUUUUAGAUGGAGGAAGUACUAACAA
Messenger RNA from Lolium perenne, 2962 nucleotides. RefSeq names its product cation/H(+) antiporter 2-like. Gene Ontology annotation, biological process: proton transmembrane transport; regulation of pH. Lineage: Eukaryota; Viridiplantae; Streptophyta; Magnoliopsida; Poales; Poaceae. The record is from RefSeq and is a predicted model, not a curated record. Gene Ontology annotation, cellular component: membrane; endomembrane system. Gene Ontology annotation, molecular function: antiporter activity.